AUGGAGCCAAGCAAUGCCCCUCCUAUUGUAUGUGACUACUCUUUUCAAAGCUGCCCCGUCCAUUGCCCGGGCAUAUGCUUCGAUCAAUGUACAGACCUGCUCGAUUCCACCACAGGAAAAACAAGGCAUCAUCUACAACUGAUUCUAGAAUACGCUCUCAAACAAAAUUUCGAAGACGUGCUCAUACUUUUUGGCGACUCACAAACCGAAACGGCGGUCGACAAAGUACUCAAAAGGAAGAAGUAUGACAGGACACUGAGAAUUACAAAGCUAGAGAUUAACAAGUUUACAGUUACCCAAGCUGACGCUCUCAAAUUACUCGCCAACAAAUAUGCUGCGAUGCUUACAAAAGGAUUCAUCUAUAUUAAUGGUCAUGGGCUCCCUUUUGCAAAUCUGUCAACUUUCUGGACCAAUUUCAAGAAGACGAUGCGCGUCGACUCUUCGGCAGCGAUUUCCAUUAUGGCAUGUGAGGAGGGUAAGUCCGCGGAUGGUUGGAUGAUGAUUUACGAUACAGUUACAGGCGAGGUAUCAGCGAUGACCCCCGUUGACCGGUAUUCGGCGGUAGAAAUUGAUUCCAAACGUGUGUGCAUGUCAAAUCCGCGCGCACUUUCAAUUUCGCAAAACGCAACCGUAACCACGCGUCUAGUCCCUAGCUUCAAUGUACUGAUUGCGAACAUGAAGUUAAUUGAGGAACUGAACUCUAACGGAGAUUUCACGGACAUUGCCGCGUUUUGCGUAGACGCUUUGGGAAAACCUGUAAAGCUUAAUGGCAUUUAUUUGGAGUGCGCUAACAACAAACAAACGGUUGCUGGGCGGAAUAUUCGCACUUUAUCUCAAUUGAGGGCUUUGCUUAAAAACGAUGCGUCCGCCGCAUCUGACGCAAUUGAAACGGAAGGUAACAGAAGUUAUUGGCAAUGGAAGGACUCCGUUAGUGUCGUGGGCAGUGUUGUUCAUGAGUCGGUGGUUAUUCCGGCUACGGCCAAGUUGCUCAAUUGCGUUAUGAUGAAAAAUAGUUCGGUGGGAGAAAACGUUGUUCUAGAAAAUUGUGUUGUUGCGUCUGGCGUCAGAGUUGAAGUCGACGCUAAGAAGUGUUUCAUAGGCACUACUCUGCUUCACAGCGUAGUGAAUAGCGAGCUGGAAGGGCCUGCAGUAGUGCUGAGUAAAGAUCGCGCUGACGUUUUCUGGACGCGCAGCUCUGGACAACCCGAGUUUUUAGAUCGGACGGAACAAGAUGGCAUUGUCACAAUCCGAUGUUCAGAAAGGUGGUAUAGUGAGAACCUAUCAGACAGUCCGACUGUGGCGUCUUUUGAGAAGGAUCCGGGCGAAGAUCCGGAUGCGUUUUUGGACGAGUUAUUUGACAUACAGGAGGCGGCCGCCGACCAAGACAGUGACGAGAGUGACGACGCCUCGGAAGGUGAUGAAAAAGCCUUUGAAAAAGAAGUCCUGGAGAUGGUUUGGUCGGUCAUCGAUAAUCAGGAGCAUGUUAACAACCUAGGCCUCGAACUGCGUGCACUCAGACUCAGCGAAAACCGCCAAGAUGCAGCGAUUAUGCGCCCUCUAGCCACCUGUGUCUGCUCCGUGGCAGCCGAAGUCGGCCCGGACCAGUUCACGAACGAAGCCGUCGACAACAAGCUUCAAUCUAGCGGAUUAGAGAAACUCAUCGACCUGUUCUGCAGUGAUGAUCUAUGUAGGGUUGUUUUCUACGAUGCCGUAAUUGAGUACCUCCAAAACCAGACUGUAUUUGACCGACAUGGACAAACAACUCAAAACGCCUUCCUCAACGACCCGCGCUUCUUCGUCGUUGUGUGCUCUGUCUUCAACGACGUCCUCGCCAAUGAAAAAUACCUGACCGAGUACCAAGCCACGCACCGCGUACACAACAAACUCCUCCAAGCCGAAAUAGUCAGACAAUACGUAGAAUGGCUCAACGAGGAUGACGAUGAUGACAGCGACGACGAGGAUGACUGA
Gregarina niphandrodes is the source of this 1968-nucleotide messenger RNA. RefSeq lists its product as hypothetical. Lineage: Eukaryota; Apicomplexa; Conoidasida; Eugregarinorida; Gregarinidae. The transcript is spliced from 2 exons. Bases 1 to 1968 code for a protein of 655 amino acids. Gene Ontology annotation, molecular function: translation initiation factor activity; translation initiation factor binding; guanyl-nucleotide exchange factor activity. The record is from RefSeq and is a predicted model, not a curated record. Gene Ontology annotation, cellular component: eukaryotic translation initiation factor 2B complex.